Molecule: messenger RNA, 1195 nt
Organism: Microplitis mediator
Lineage: Eukaryota; Metazoa; Arthropoda; Insecta; Hymenoptera; Braconidae
Exons: 2
Coding region: 51-890 (279 amino acids)
Source: RefSeq, a predicted model, not a curated record
GAAUAACAAUCGAGUAACUAUCAGAUUUGACAGAAAAUGAGUUAAAAGAAAUGUGUCCGCAAAUGGCCACAAGAAUUAAAGUUCGACAAAAAAUUGAGACUAUGCGUGCAGAAAAUUACGAUAAUGUAGCUGAGGAUGUCAAUGACUCUCGUGCUACUGAUUACACGAUUUGUAAUGAAUCAUUGAAUUCAGAUCGAGCGCAUUUAUCACUAAACUGCGCUAUAUGCCACUAUGCGAUUAACAACUUUGAAGAUUAUGUUGUACACUUAGCCAGUAUUCAUAAUAUAACCCGUCAGUUUGUUUGUCCGAUAUCAAAUUGCUAUAGAUCUUAUCACUCUAAACAUAGUUUGAAAUAUCAUCUAAACAACAGCCACCAUUCCAAAAACGUAAUAUCAGUAUGGAAAAAUAAAAGAUCGAUUUUUAUUAAGAAUAUAAUUGAAUCAAAUCAUAAUGAAACCGGCUCACAUAACAUCAGCAUGGAUUCAGAAGGCUUUAAUAAUUCUGAUAAUAGAGAGAAUACUGAAAAUACUUUUCGUAAUGCAGAGAGUGAAGAAAGGGAACCGUCAAAUAUCGAAAAUAAAUAUUUUAUUCAAAUUGAACAAUUUAUAUCUCAACUAUACAGCUUUCUCAAUAUACCAAGAUCGUUUAUACAAUCUUUAAUAAAAUUAGUAGAAUCUUUAGUCUUAACUGUUGUUACCGAUAUUUCAGAAAUUUUUAAUAAUGUUGAUCAUGACACGCAUAAUGCAAUAAAACAAAUGAUGUUGAUCAUAUUUCAAAUAAAAAACUCAUUUUCGCAUUUGGGUACGGCGUAUAGGCGUCUUCAACAUUUCCUACAAUCUAAAUGUUAUAUUAAACCUUCAGAAGAAGUUAUUGGUACUGAAAAAAAGUAAAAAAAAAUUGACAAUAAGAUAAUUUUAUAUUUAAAAAAUAAGAAUGCUUAUAUUGUUCCUCUUGAUAAAACUUUAAAAUUGUUUCUGGAGCUACCUGGAGUUUUCGAAACAAUUUGUAAUUAUCAAAAAAAGUUAAUACAAGAAAAAAAUAAAAAUAAUUCCAUCUUGCGAAAUAUUGUUCAAGGUAGCUUAUGGAACAAAGUUAGUAAAAAUUUUGAUGAGGAUCAGAUUUUAUUGCCUUUGAUAGUAUUUUUUGAUGAUCUUGAAACCGGCAAUCCUCUCGGAAGUCAUGCUGGAAAAAACAA